Molecule: messenger RNA, 6461 nt
Organism: Sitodiplosis mosellana (orange wheat blossom midge)
Lineage: Eukaryota; Metazoa; Arthropoda; Insecta; Diptera; Cecidomyiidae
Exons: 18
Coding region: 2291-6319 (1342 amino acids)
Biological process (GO): negative regulation of translation
Cellular component (GO): nucleus; cytoplasm
Molecular function (GO): mRNA binding
Source: RefSeq, a predicted model, not a curated record
UUGCAUAUGGCUGACAUUUCACUUUGAUACCCGCGAUUCACUAAAAAGAGUUGAUUACGUGAAGAAAAAAAAAUAAUAACAGUUUUUAGUUCGUUUUACAAUCAUAUACAUUGGAACCCGAUUUAGUUUAAUUCUUAGGCACGCAUUUAUAAAUUUUCUUCAAUUAGCUGCUCGUCAAGUGCACCAAAAUAUAUCAACAGAGAGAGAGAGGGAGAGAGAGAGAGAUAGGGAGAGAGAAAGAGAAAAAAAUAGUUGAAAAGCAGCGAACAGCAGCAGCCGCAGCAGGAGGAGAAGCAGAAAAAACGACGAAAGAAAGAAAAGGAAAAUACGAAAAAGAGAGUCUGCAGCUUAACUCAUCAUAUCCAAACCAACCAAUACUAUAAAUCGACACAAUCGACAACUCAAGAACACCGUGGAAGCGAUUGACCAAGCAAAAAUUCAUCAAGUAAAUCACUUUCCAUUUAAUUCCAUUUUUGGAUCUAUUUUUUUCUAUUUUCCGUUGUUGCUCGUCUUCAUUUUGUUACUAGUUUAAGAAUUUACUCGAUUUGAUUCUGUGCCGUCGAAACGAAACGAACAAACGAACGAGCGAAAAAAAGAGAAAUGACACGGCCGAAAUUGUUUGUGUAAUUAUUUGUGCUGAUUAGUUCAGUACCCCAGUUUAAAAAAGAAACACGAAAAAGUGGACAAGAACUCCAAGUGAAUGAAUUUGCAUCGUAAAUCGUUCACGUAUCCAGAAAAUGGAUACUCACGUAAUUACGUGGUAAAAAAAGUUUUUUUUUUGUUCGUGACCAAGAGAAAGAAUUGAUUUGAACCACAGUUGCUGCUGCCGUGGAUUCCACAUUCAUUUUAAAUUCACAAAAAAAUAGCUAAGUGAUUUUUCCAUCUUCUUCGCUGCAUUGAUUUGACGUAUCAUCGAGAUGUUAUAAAGUUUUUUCGUUUCAAAUCUCGUUCUAUCGCUCUCUACAAGACGGACUCUACUCGGAGUUGAAGAGGAAUAUGAAAGAAAGCACAACAGAGAAAUUGGAUAUCAUUUUCAACGUCCGUUUUUUCCGCGCUAUGCAUUACGUGUGAACGAAAUUAAAACAGCAACAAAAGCACACAUCCAGAGGCAAGAACUCACUAUCAAUGCGCACAUCCACAAAAAGGUUGUAAACUUCAUAACGAAAACUUCGAUUGCCAGAAAAACCAAUACCAAGCAUAACAAAAGUCAGUCAAUGAAAAUAAAAACCAACAAUCAUUAUAUCAACUAAACGACAAAGAGAUACAAACAACAACAACAUCAAAUACAAACAAAUUGCACGUUAAAAUCCCUCAACACACACACACAAGCACUCAUUAAGUUGAAACCAUUUCAAAUUGUGAAUUAGUUAAAAUAUUGCAUUAUAAUUCGGACUCAACUAAACGAAAAUUUAUGAAAAAAAAAAAUUGUGAGACAAGAAAAAACGACAAAAAUUGACAUUUAAAUAUAAAACAUAAAUUGAAACCAACACAUACCCAUUAAAUUAAAAAAAAAAUUACGUCUGACUGUGAUAAUAAUUGAAAACAAAAGAGAAAUUUAAAACAAAACGGUUGAAGAAUAGUUUUACUUAAACAAAACAGAAAAAAAACAAAAUAACAACAAAAAAUCUACUUGUAAGUCGUUUUAUUAGAACAACAUAACAUUUAAAACAAAAAACACGUACCGACAGUUUAGGAGUAGGUAAUUAUGUAAAUACGCAUAGAAUCUAGUAAUAGAAUUUAAUUUAAACAAGAGAGAGAGAGAGAGAGAGAGAGAAAAAGGAACACAAACAUUUGAAGCCAACAGAAACCGAAUUUGAAUCACAAGAAAAAACAAAGCAACAACAACAAAAAAAUUGCAUGUGAUUGCAUGGACAUUUUGUGAAGACUGUAAUAGCAACCGAUUUGAAGCCAAUAUUUUACGCACGCGAACUGAAUGUUAAUUAGUUCGCUGCGAUUCCCAGUUUGGACUUGUCACAUAUUUUCUCUCGUCCAAUCCGCGAACGAACGCAUUUCGAUACCCCAAGUUAAAACAAAAAUUACUGACAAAAACACGAGACCCUCGCACUUAGUUAUCUACGUACCUCAUCGAGAUUAGCCAACAUUUUGUUACGGAAGCAAAACAUAAAAUCAAACACGUCUCAAAAACGGCUCAUCAUCUUGCAAACAAAUCGAUACCGUGUCUGAAUUUGAAAUAGUAAAUCCCUGUGGAUUUUUCGCAGAAAAAAGAGAGUGUGUGUGUGUAUCGUGUGCGUGAAUAUAACGAAACUACGCUGCCGUCGCUCAAGUGAUAAUGGCAAAUAGCGCCACAGGAAGCGAAAGGGAUUUGUCGAAUUCGAAGGAACAACUACUAUCGACCUUAAGUCUGUCGGACACUGAAAACGAUGAAGAUCGUAAGUGGAGACACUCCAAUGACUCCAAGUCAAUUCGUCGCGCUGAACACAACGAUCCGGCCAUAUUGAGCUAUGGCGGAUUUAGCCAACGAUUUGUUGCAUCGCAAGAAACGGUUGCAUCGUCCCAAGACGCUACUUUAUCGAAGAAAGAGCGUUCCGAUUCACCCAAUCUGUCCACAUCGGAACCGGAUGUACGCAGCAUUUUGCGUUAUUCACGCGAAAGUUUGCUCACGUUAAGAGAUUGUGAACUAGCGAAGCGUAAACCCGUUUAUUUGGGACGGGCAUGGGUUCGUAUUGGUGUUACGAGCGAAGAGCGCGAAAAUCGUGGACGAGAUGAUAAUGACAGUGCUUCGAACUAUUCAUCGAACACUUCUUUAGCGAAUGCAUCGUCAUCGUCAUACUUGUUGCCAUCAUUUGCAUGCAAACGACGAAUCCCAGGCUCUUCGCAAUCAUCGUCCAAUACGGAGAUAAAGCGGAAUAGCGCGUUAACGCCCAAGAAAGAAGAAUCUUCAUCUUCGAUUGCUGGCCGACGCAGUAUAUCGAACAGUAGAAAUUCGAAUAGCACUGAAGAUGAAGAUCCACGGCCAGGUGACCGAUCUAUGUUUGUUCGACGUCAAAAUGAGUACCGAAAUGCUAAUGAAAGUCGUCGCAUCGGUAGCGGACGAAUUCCAAUGCGAGACUCAUGGGAUGAUCCAAAAUAUAGCCGACCCAAUGCAAAUGAAUUCUCGUCAAAAUCAAGCGGUGAUCCAUCGUCAUCGCCAACCAACUCAGCAUCAUCAGCAACCACUUCAACAACCACUUCAACAAGUAAAACCGAACAGAGCAAACCAAGUGAAUCUUCAAAUGAUUUCAAUCUUCGUCCAGGCGGUGGUCUGUUGGGUUUGCGCGAUCGUCAACGUGAAAAUGAGCAACAGCAAACGCAAUCAUCAAUUGUAAGCCAGCCGCAUGCGCAUUUAUCUCGAACCAUUUUGGGCAAUAACAGCAUUUUGGACAAAGACAGUCGAAGUGAUUUCCGCGAGCGUGGCGUUCUCGGCAGUGACGAUCGAUAUGAUCGAAAUGAUCGAUUGGAUCGAAACGAUCGAUUGGAUCGAAACGAUCGAUUGGAUCGAAAUGACCGAAUGGAUCGAAACGACCGAAAUGAUCGAAACGAUCGAAACGACCGUGGCGAUAGAAAUGAUGAACGUCGUGGAGACCGUCGAUCAUUCAACCGUGACCGUGACUAUGGACGAUACAACGAUGAUAUGCCUCGUAAUUCAAUGUCCCGAUACAAUCAUGGCGAUCGAAUGAAUUCGUAUUCGCAGUAUAGUUUUAGCAGCAACGACCAUCGUGGUCGACGCCAGUAUAAUGAUCGUAACGCUGAGGAGCCGGAAUGGUUCAGCGGUGGUCCAACAUCUCAAAAUGAUACGAUCGAAUUACGUGGUUUCGAAGAGUAUACAUCGGGCCGGCAAGAUUCACCAUCGUCACGUAAUAGUGGUGAUGCCGAUGAGGACAAGGCAACGGUCGAUUAUGACAGCGAUGGGGAUAAAGCCAACGAAGAAAAUGACAAAUCAAAUGAUAACAAUAAUAAUGACAACAAAAAUGGUAGUGGCGGCAGUGGCGGCGAUGAGGCCAGCAAUCGUGAUGCAAAAACGGAAAAAUCGAGGGACUGUGAACCAGAAGAUAGUGAAGUGGCGAAAGCCGAACCGAAAGCGAACAAAAAGGAUGAUAAUUUCAACAUUGAAGACUUUUUGAAAGUGGACAAUUUAAACGAUUUUCUAACGGGUGGCGAUUCAUUCAUCGAGAGUGGAUCCGGUGAAUCCAGAUUUAGCCGUUGGUUCCGACCGAGCGCCGACGAACCGAAACCAAACCAAGCCGCGCCCGAAAAACCAGCCGAACCAAACCACAAUGAGAAUGGCGAGAAAAAUAUGUUUACGCCAUUUUCAACGGAUUCGGGCAAUCCGAAUGAUACGAAAAACGAAAAUACUUUUCUCGAAUUUUUGCAACGUGGAAAAUUUGCGGCAAAUAUGCAAAAGCCACCAGUUGGUAUUUUGCAAAUGAUGAUGGAGAACAACAAUUUUCAACUACUGCAGCAACAAGAUUUCCAACCACCACCACAUCAUCAGCAUCAGCAACAGCAGCAGCAACAACAACAACAACAGCAGCAGCAGCAGCCAGCGGUGAUGAGCAAUCAUGGACCACUCAGUGUCGAAGAAUUGGAAGCUCGGCUACGCCAAUCGGGACCACCAGCCGCUAACUCAUCCAAUAACAUACCAAACGAUGUGUCUAACAUGAAAAACUCACAACAACAGGACAUGAUUGCAUUUAAGAAACUGUUGCAGCAAAUCAGUGGUGAUCAACCACAGCCAUCACCACCCCAACAACCGCAUCAACAACCGAAGAUGUUCCCAUUCGGGCCGGUCCCGCCCCAAAAUCAGCAACCACGUCAAUUAAUGCCACAUCCUGAAGCGAUUAAGAAAAUGCUUGCAGGUCAUGGGCCGUUCCCCGUUCCACUCAUCACUCCGCAGCAACGCAUGGAGAUUAUCAAACGGCCCGAGACUCAAGUUUUGAUUCAAAGACUGAGGAAUGGCGAGUUGAGCCAAGGAUUUUUGAUUCAACAGUUGAACAAUCCGCAAAUAAUUCAACGCGACCGUGAGGUAUUGUUUGCGGUUCUGAGCUAUUUCAAUCCAGCCGCUCAACCAUCACCACCGGAAAAUACAAUGCCACAUCCAGUACCACAUCCAAACGAUUUACCGGUACCGAAUGCAAAUAUGCCACCACCGCCGCCAAAUAUGCAGACGCCAAACAAUGCAGCGCUCUCACCAGAUAUGCUCCGUCAAUUGUAUUUGCAGGCAGCUGUCACCGGAUCCAAGCAACAAUUGCGGAUUUCACCCUUACCAAACGGUAUUCCACAACGCAUUCCUUCGCCACGUGAACUUCAAUUCCAUACGCAAUCGAUCAUGCAAAAUGCACUAAUCAAAAAGAAACUUGAAGAGCAAAGGGAAAACUUCCGAAAACGUCAGGAGCAACAACAGCAACAGCAAUCACACAUGAAUCCGAAUCUCGCAAGCAACAGUAACGGGAUUAUUGAACACUUGCACGACGGCCCGAUGAAUAAUCCGCAAAUGAACCGAGGCGUUUCGCCCAACUCAAGUGCAGCUCUGAAGCAAUUGAGCCAGAGUCAGCACACAUCGUCACCAACGCCGACGCUUGCAUUUACUCCAACAUCCGUACUACGUAAAAUGACGGCCGAAAAAGACAUGGACAAUUCAGCGAACGCAAGCAACAUCAAUAAUAAAGACUUGAAUAAGCAACAGACACCACAGCAGCAACUCCAACAGCAACAACAACACAACGUGUUCCGCAUGCAACAAAAUGUUCCCAUGCAAACCAUGCAAGGAUUACCAAUGCAAGGUAUUCAAGCCAUGCAAGGUAUGGGCAUGCAAGGCUUACAACAAAAUAAAUUCUUACCAAUCCAACCAAAUAACCAGCAACAGAUUUUGGCUCAACAAAAAGGUCGGCCAAUUGUCAAAGGCAAUGGGAUUUCAAAUCAAUUCGCAGCAAAUGAAUUUCCACAAGCAUUUUUGUUGGGAGCGAAUAGUAAUACCAACAGACCACCGCAAUUCAAUCUCGAUCAACAGAGACAACAACAAUUCCAACAGUUUCAGCAAGCUCAACAAGCGCAACAAUUCCAUCAAAUGAUGCAACAACACCAGAUGAUGGGCGGUCCACAAAUGAUGGUUCAUAAUGAGGUGCAACAGCAGCAACAACAACAACGAAGCAAUGGAGAUGGAACACUCUCGCCCACUAGUAACCAACUGGCUCGUUGGUUUUCACCAGAGCUCUUGGCUCAAGCAUCUGCCGGGAAACUCCCAUCGUUGGAUGCAACGCAAGCCCUUAGCUUGGAAGAAUUCGAACGAAAUAUGCACUCAUCCACCACCGUGAACAAUUAGCAACAUACACAGAAACGUGUGAGAGCAAGAUGAAUAGAGGAGAGAUGAAGCAUUGAGUCAUGAAGAAAACAAAAACUCAUGCUCGACAAUUAAAAAAAGGAAAUAGAAAUAAACAAUAAAACAUAAUUCAAAGCAGAAAAAA